Molecule: messenger RNA, 1713 nt
Organism: Frankliniella occidentalis (western flower thrips)
Lineage: Eukaryota; Metazoa; Arthropoda; Insecta; Thysanoptera; Thripidae
Gene: Nap1
Product: nucleosome assembly protein 1-like 1-B
Exons: 9
Coding region: 153-1361 (402 amino acids)
Biological process (GO): nucleosome assembly
Cellular component (GO): nucleus; chromatin
Molecular function (GO): chromatin binding; histone binding
Source: RefSeq, a predicted model, not a curated record
GCUGUCCCAUGCCUUCGGCUUAGUCUGACCACUUUGGAAGGCCUACCUCGCUCGGAGCCGCAGAGACCAUUUCCGAGGCUGCCCUUGUUUGGUUUUGCUGUAGGCCUGUUGCCCUGGCGUGGAUUUCUGUCUGGAAAGGUCCGCACACAACCAUGUCUUCUGAACAGGACCGCGCCGCUGAUGCCACCAAUGACGAUGUGGAAUCAAUGGAAGAUGUUGAAGACGAAAAUGCCGACUCCAAUGAUAUCACCCGGCAAGUCCUCCGUCAGGCUGAUGUGCUCGCUGCCAUUCAAGGCCAGCUGAGACAAGAAAUGUUAAAUGCAAUGCCCCCUCAAGUUAAACGCCGGAUCAAGGCACUUAAGAAAUUCCAACUGGAGGCAACGAACAUCGAGUCCAAGUUCUAUGAGGAGGUCCAUGCUCUUGAGUGCAAGUACCACAAGCUUUAUCAGCCACUUUUUAUGAAGCGUGCCAAUGUCAUCUGUGGGCUACACGAACCUACCGAUGAAGAAAUUGCAGGCAUGUCAGAUGACGAGAAAGAUGAUGAGUUGUGUGCGGAAAUUAAGGCCAAAGUUAAGAUUGAAGACCUAAUGCCUCCUAAAGAUCAGAAGGCCAAGGAGGAAGCUGAGAACAACAAAAACAAGGAUGUCACAGGCAUUCCAGACUUCUGGCUUACCAUUUUCAAAAAUGUUGCUCUUUUGUCAGAAAUGGUUGAGGAACAUGACGAACCAAUCUUGAAACAUCUUAUUGAUAUUCAAGUAAUUCUGCUUGAAAAGGACCCUAUGGGCUUUGUUCUUGAAUUCCACUUUUCUCCUAACGAAUACUUCUCCAACUCAGUUCUUACUAAAGAGUAUGAAAUGAAAUGUACUCCUGAUGAAAGUGACCCCUUCAGCUUUGAGGGCCCAGAGAUCUACAAAUGCAAGGGUUGUGUCAUUGGUUGGAACAAAGGCAAAAAUGUCACUGUCAAAACCAUAAAGAAAACUCAAAAGCACAAGUCUCAUGGUUCACUUAGAACAGUAACGAGAACUGUUCAGAAUGAUUCAUUCUUUAAUUUCUUCAACCCACCAAUGAUCUCUGAUGACCCUGAUGCUGAGUUGGAUGAUGACACCCAAACCCUCUUGACAUCUGAUUUUGAGAUUGGACAUUACAUCAGAGAACGCAUCGUGCCCCGUGCUGUUUUGUACUUCACAGGUGAAGCUUUGGAGGGUGAAGAAGACUUUGAAGAAGAUGACUCGGAGGAGGAAGAUGAAGAGGAAGAGGAGGAAGAUGAAGAUUAUGUCCCUGCCUCCAACAAAGAUGCUGCCAAGAAGCUCUCUGCUUUAGCAAAGGGCCAGAACCAACAGGGAGACUGCAAGCAGCAAUAAACUGAUGUGCUGAGCAUUGUUGUGUGGAAUCUAGUGUAGUGGUUACAACAAUGUGAUAUCAUGCAUUUUAAUGUAUCAAGUUCAUUGAUAUUUUCGUCUGUUUUUGUCAAACCGUACUUUAAGGCCAUUUUUCUCUAAUCAUUGUACUAUAAAAAAAAUGUUAAAUCUUAGUAGCUUCUGAUUCCGGCUUUAAGAUUCUGCACAAAACAAAUUCUAUGGCCUAUUAAAAUUCCAUGUAGACAUUUUUUUUCUGUUGAGAUGGCAAGUUUGACCCUGUGACCUGCGGUGUAAGAAACAAUCCUAUUGUAUUUAUAAGAGGAAGGAAAGGAGUAAAUCUUUUUUUAUAUAGUGA